AUUAUGCCAACUGCACGGAGAGGAUUGCCAACGUGUCACCAACAGAUGUUAGUAGCCUGAUUUACCUCACUGGUUACUCAAUCAGCUUGGCUGUACUGUCUCUGGCAGUCUUCGUCUUCUUGUAUUUCAAGGAUCUGAGAUGUCUUCGCAAUACAAUACACACAAAUUUGAUGACAACAUAUAUUUUGUCUGCGUGUAGUUGGAUGUUAAACUUAGCUUUACAAAAUUGGUCGGAUGAAGCGCCGUCAGACCAGACCUCAUGUAUGAUUCUGGUGAUAUGCAUGCAUUACUUCUACCUCACGAACUUUUUCUGGAUGCUUGUUGAAGGCCUCUACCUGUAUAUGUUGGUCGUCGAAACUUUCACAGCCGAAAACAUAAAGUUAAAAGUAUACACGAGUAUUGGAUGGGGUGCUCCAGCUAUUUUCAUCACAAUUUGGGUGAUAGCAAGAUGUUUCGUCACUGUGGUGCCAUCUACUGGUCCUGAUGGGCUAACACUAGCUAGCGAUGCCAAAAUGUGCACAUGGAUUCAUGAACAUCAAGUAGAUUGGAUUCACAAGGCGCCAGCGUUAAUCGGUCUUGCGCUCAACUUAUUUUUUUUAAUAAGAAUUAUGUGGGUCCUAAUCACAAAGCUGCGUUCAGCAAAUACCCUCGAAACAGAGCAGUACAGAAAAGCGACGAAAGCGCUUUUAGUGCUGAUUCCACUUCUGGGCAUCACCAAUCUGCUUGUACUCUGUGGACCAAGUGAUGACUCAUGGUUCGCCUAUGCCUUUGACUAUAGUAGGGCACUAAUGCUAUCCACACAGGGUUUUACAGUCGCGUUGUUCUACUGCUUUAUGAACACGGAAGUUCGGCACGCGAUUCGGUACCAUGUGGAGAGGUGGAAAACUGGACGAACGAUUGGCGGGGGAAGGAGAAGAGGAGCGUCCUACUCUAAGGAUUGGUCUCCAAGAUCAAGGACGGAGAGUAUUCGUCUAACAAGUAAAAUGUGGGACAGAUUAUAUAGCCAGCCAUCAAAACGGGAAUCAGCUGCGUCUGAGACGACUACCACAACGUUAUUGGUACCGAGGACAUCACUGGCUCCCCUCUACGACACCAAGCACUUACAUGCCGAUUACAUCACAAGCGGUAGCGCGAGCGGCGAGCAAUCCCCCGUGUGAGGAGGGGGGCGGGAGAGGCGCCUGCGCACCUUGCUUGAAGAAGACGCUCCUCCCGCCAUAGAUCCCAAACAAAUAUCCCACAAUGGAACUCUAGAUAUAUCUGUGGAAGUGACUAUUCCAGUCGAUAAUGAUCUCAGGUCAAAAUGUUUAAAUGGUCUUUAUGUGUUACCUCUUGAGAAUCAGUAGGUUAUUUAAUUAAAUAAUUGAUUGUAAUAUAUCUAAUAGUAUAAUCUACCUUAAGUUACCAAAUAUUUACCUUCAUACUUUGGAUAAGGUCCCUUAUUCACAAAUCGAUCCCGAUCGCCACAUAUAUUAAGAGAACUACAUCCAACUGGCAUACGUCGCCGU
This is a messenger RNA of Pieris rapae (cabbage white), 1505 nucleotides long. It is a transcript of the gene Dh44-R2, whose product is annotated as diuretic hormone receptor. The transcript has 10 exons. Gene Ontology annotation, cellular component: plasma membrane. The record is from RefSeq and is a predicted model, not a curated record. NCBI's taxonomy places the organism in Eukaryota, Metazoa, Arthropoda, Insecta, Lepidoptera, Pieridae. Gene Ontology annotation, molecular function: diuretic hormone receptor activity; G protein-coupled peptide receptor activity; peptide hormone binding. Bases 171 to 1157 code for a protein of 328 amino acids. Gene Ontology annotation, biological process: cell surface receptor signaling pathway; adenylate cyclase-modulating G protein-coupled receptor signaling pathway.